AUGCAGGAUUACAGUGUGACUCUGGCGUACUACUUGUCGCACUACCUGGUCGACAUCGCCAACAAGAAGGCCGGGCGCAUCCUCAAGCUCGACGCCAUGGACGAAGGCCGCAAGUGGCUCGGCGCCGACGUGCUCGUCUUCGGCUCGUGGCGUUGGUGGGGGCGCAGGAGCUGGGACUACAUCCAGGAUGGCAACACGUUAGUGGAGGACAUGGACCGGACGCAGGCCUUCACCAAGGGGCUGCAAACCUGGUCGAGAUGGAUCGACGCCCACCUCGUGCAGACCAGCACCAAAGUCUUCUUCCAGGGGUUCUCUCCCUCUCACCUUAAGGGCGAAGAAUGGGGGGCGCCCUGGGGUAAGACGUGCAUGGGGGAGACGCGGCCGCUGAACAACACGGCGGCGUACCACAGCCAACCGAAUCCGCAAGACGCGAUCGUGAGGAGAGUCCUGGCGGGCAUGGCGAAGCCGGUGUACCUGCUGGACAUCACCUUCAUGUCGCAGCUGAGGAAGGACGGGCACACCACCAAGUACAACGGCGACAGCCUCGGCACCGACUGCACCCACUGGUGCGUCGCCGGCGUCCCGGACACCUGGAACAUCCUUUUCUACGCCGCCCUCACCAGCCAGUCAUUACACAUGUAG
Messenger RNA from Phragmites australis (common reed), 642 nucleotides. Its product is annotated as protein trichome birefringence-like 38. Lineage: Eukaryota; Viridiplantae; Streptophyta; Magnoliopsida; Poales; Poaceae. Gene Ontology annotation, cellular component: Golgi apparatus. The transcript is spliced from 3 exons. Gene Ontology annotation, molecular function: O-acetyltransferase activity. The record is from RefSeq and is a predicted model, not a curated record. The coding region runs from base 1 to 642 and encodes 213 amino acids.